This is a messenger RNA of Protopolystoma xenopodis, 249 nucleotides long. The record is from the annotation of a GenBank genome assembly. NCBI's taxonomy places the organism in Eukaryota, Metazoa, Platyhelminthes, Monogenea, Polystomatidea, Polystomatidae.
AUGCUUUAUCGGGACUCAGCUUUAAGAUGGACUGAAAAAGGUCAGAGGAAAGGGAAAACAAUUGGAAUGUGGAUAGUUCAUGUGAGGCCGAUUCAAAAAUGCUUGCAAAGAUGCACCCUCCAGUCGGACAUUCGAGGCGUCCAGCAGGUCGUUCAGGUUUCCAUCGAUGCCGGUGAUCGGGCGAAACGAGUCUGUCUCGGCGACAAGUUUCAUCUCGGCCUCAGUCUCCUCGCCAGUCUGACCCUUUGA